Molecule: messenger RNA, 798 nt
Organism: Vicia faba (fava bean)
Lineage: Eukaryota; Viridiplantae; Streptophyta; Magnoliopsida; Fabales; Fabaceae
Source: the annotation of a GenBank genome assembly
AUGGAGCAACAAUCCCAACUCCUUGAAGCAGCUACCGAUUUCGCCCACUACCCUGGUUCUCACAGUGAUGAUUCUGCAAGACAAUUUCUCAAUCGAUUCCCUCUCCCACUCAUAAUCAAUGCAUUGCAGACUCAAUUUGAUGUGCCUGCCCUUGAAACUACUCUAGUUCUGUGCCUUGAAAGGUUAUUCAAAACAAAGUUCGGCGCAUCUUUCAUUCCACAGUAUAUGGCGUUUGUUCAAGUUGGUCUGCAGGCAGAUUCUCAAGCAGUCAGAUCCUUAGCUUGUAAAACAGUCACUUGUCUUGUGGAGAAUCUUGACAAUUCUGACACAGUUGCUGCUCAUCUUGUUAAAGAAUUUAACAUAUAUCCACUUUUGCUUGAUUGCCUUAUUAAUGGGGAGAGCAUUCAAAAUGUUGAAUCUGAUUUCGAGUUUUUGGUCCUACCUAAUUUGCCCGUGGCUCCUCUCUUAAGUCCUAUUACCGGUCCUACAAUUGAGUCUCCCGAGUCGACUGUUAAUCCUAUGUCAAGUCCUAUUACCGAUCCUUCUAUUAUUGAUCCUACUUCUAUUUUGGUCCCUUCUUUGUCGUCUGUUUUGCACGAACCAUCAUCUUCCACACGAACAAAAACUAAGGCUGGUGAGCCAACCAUGGUGUAUCACAGAAGAAGUAAGCCCGACCUGCUCCAAACACUACUUCAAUUUUCAGAACCGGAGGUAAGUGUUGAAACUCAGAGUCCUAUUAGUGAUUCCCAUAGCUCUGACACUUGUGACACUAAUACAGAUGAUUUGCCCAUUGUUUGA